This is a messenger RNA of Vitis riparia (riverbank grape), 517 nucleotides long. Its product is annotated as 40S ribosomal protein S30. Gene Ontology annotation, molecular function: structural constituent of ribosome. The record is from RefSeq and is a predicted model, not a curated record. Lineage: Eukaryota; Viridiplantae; Streptophyta; Magnoliopsida; Vitales; Vitaceae. The coding region runs from base 105 to 293 and encodes 62 amino acids. Gene Ontology annotation, cellular component: cytosolic small ribosomal subunit; ribosome. The transcript is spliced from 3 exons. Gene Ontology annotation, biological process: translation.
ACCACCCCCUUAAAUACCCAAAACCCAACCCUAACCCUAGUCUCUGCAUCGUCCUCAUCGUCGCCGGAGACCAAUUCAGCAAUCACCACCAUCCACAAUCACAAAUGGGUAAGGUUCACGGAUCGCUGGCUCGUGCCGGUAAGGUGAGAGGGCAAACCCCAAAAGUCGCCAAACAAGAUAAGAAGAAGAAGCCCAGAGGCCGGGCGCACAAGCGGAUGCAGUACAACCGCCGUUUCGUCACCGCCGUGGUCGGAUUCGGGAAGAAGAGAGGGCCCAACUCAUCCGAAAAGUAAUUCUAGAAUGUAAGAAGUUUUUGUGGGUGGAGGCCAUUUGGUUUGGCCUCCCUCAAGCUCUUUGUUUUUCGUUCUACUUUUGCUUCUUUGAUUCAAGAACAAUGUGUUAGGUUUAGUUUGGCAUUUUCAUAAUUGGAUGUGUUGAUUUGAAUUUUAUUAUGAUUUUCCAGUUUACUGGGAAAUGGCAUUCUUUCCUAACAAGAACACUAUCUUGUUUAGUGGUA